This is a messenger RNA of Podarcis lilfordi (Lilford's wall lizard), 1578 nucleotides long. Lineage: Eukaryota; Metazoa; Chordata; Lepidosauria; Squamata; Lacertidae. The record is from the annotation of a GenBank genome assembly.
AUGAGCUUUAUUGAUGGUGGAAACCUUACAAACCAUCAACAAACUCACACGGGGGAAAAACCAUUUCAAUGUAAUGAGUGUGGAAAGAGUUAUAGUAGUAAUGCCACUCUUAAACGACAUCAGCGAAUUCAUACAGGGGAAAAACAGUAUGAAUGUGUGGAGUGUGGUAAGUGCUUCAGUGAGAGUGGAAAACUUAAAAGACAUCAACGGACUCACACAGGAGAGAAACCAUUUAAAUGUAUGGAGUGUGGAAAGAGCUUCAGUGAAAGUUGGUCCCUUCAUAUGCAUCAUCGAAGUCACACAGGGGAGAAACCAUUUAAAUGCAUGGAGUGUGGAAAGAGCUUUGGUCAGAGUUCCCACCUUACUUCACAUCAUCAAACCCACACAGGGGAGAAACCAUUUAAAUGUAUGGAGUGUAAAAAGAGCUUCCGUGACAGGGGAACACUUAGAAAACAUCAACUAAUUCACACAGGGGGAAAGCCAUUCACAUGUAUGGAGUGUGGAAAGAGCUUCCGUCAUAUUAGUUCACUUCGUGUACAUCAAUCGACUCACACAGGGGAGAAACCAUUUGAAUGUCUAGAGUGUGGAAAGUGGUUCAGACGAAAGACACACCUCACUUCACAUCGGCGAACUCACACGGGGGAGAAAAUAUUUAAAUGUUUGGAAUGUGGAAAGACUUCCACUGAUAGUCGAACACAUGCAGAACACCAAUGUACUCACACAGGAGAGAAACCACUUAAAUGUAUGGAGUGUGGAAAGAGUUUCCGUCAUAGCAGCUCACUUACUUCACAUCAGCAAACUCACACAGGGGUUAAACCAUUUAAAUGUAUGGAGUGUGGAAAGAGCUUUGGUCAGAGUACCCACCUUACUUUACAUCAGCAAACUCACACAGGGGUUAAACCAUUUAAAUGUAUGGAGUGUGGAAAGAGUUUCCGUCAGAGUGCACACCUUAACAUACAUAAACGUAUUCACACAGGGGUGAAAGACUUUAAAUGCUUGGAGUGUGGAAAGAGCUUCAGUCGACGUGAUAAACUUAGUAAACAUCAGAGAACUCACACAGGGGAGAAACCAUUUAAAUGUAUGCAGUGUGGAAAGAGCUUCAGUCAAAGUGAAGCCCUUAGAACACACCAGCAAACUCACACAGGGGUGAAACAGUUUAAAUGCUUGGAGUGUGGAAAGAGCUACAGUCGACGUGAUAAACUUUGUAAACAUCAGCAAACUCACAAAGGAGUUAAACCAUUUAAAUGUAUGGAGUGUGGAAAGAGUUUCCAUCAGAGUGCACAGCUUACUUUACAUAAACGUACUCACACAGGGGAGAAACCUUUUAAAUGUAUGGAGUGUGGAAAGAGCUUCAGUUGGAAGAAUCAGCUUAAUUUGCAUCAACGAACUCACACAGGGGAAAAAACCUUUAAAUGUAUGGAGUGUGGAAAGAGGUUCAGCGAAAGUUGCACCCUUAAUAUUCAUCAUCGAACCCACACAGGGGAGAAACCAUUUAAAUGUAUGGAGUGUGGAAAGAGUUUCCGUCAGAGGACACACCUUACUUUACAUAAACGUACUCAUACAGGGCUGAAACACUAA